This is a messenger RNA of Eimeria mitis, 4137 nucleotides long. RefSeq lists its product as uncharacterized. Gene Ontology annotation, molecular function: protein binding. The transcript is spliced from 7 exons. The record is from RefSeq and is a predicted model, not a curated record. The coding region runs from base 1 to 4137 and encodes 1378 amino acids. Lineage: Eukaryota; Apicomplexa; Conoidasida; Eucoccidiorida; Eimeriidae.
AUGCAGGCACCUUCAGCUGCUGCUGCUGCCCUUGGGGGCCCCACAGCCACAGCAGCAGCAGCAGCAGCAGCAGCAGCAGCAGACAUGCGGGGGGGGGGCUAUUACUUUGCUACUUCUCUGCCGCCUACUGUUGUCUCCUGCUGCUGCAGCGUCAGGCUGAGGUGCCCAUACACCCCAACCCUCGUACUAGCCAGGCCCCGCUCUCUCGUCUUCCUGCACCCUCACACCAGCAGCAGCAGCAGCAGCAGCAGCAGCAGCAGCAGCAGCAGCAGGGAUGGCCAUGGUGACGCUGCUGCUGACGGAGCUUUCUCGUUCUCCCCCUCCACCGAAACAGCAGCAGCAGGCAGCAGCAGCAGCAGCAGCAGCAGCAGCAGCAGAGAUGGCCAUGGUGAUGCUGCUGCUGACGGAGCUUUCCCGUUCUCCCCCUCCACCGAAACAGCAGCAGCAGCAGCAGCAGCAGCAGAUUCAGCAGAUGGUGCUGCUGCUGCUGCUGCUGCUGCUGGUUCUUACUUCUCUCCCCCCGUUGUGUUGCCAUGUGAGUCUGCUGUUGCUGCUCUUGCUGCAGUACCCCGAAGGCCUAUGGGUUUCGCUUCAGCAGCAGCAGCAGCAGCAGCAGCUGCUGCUGCUGCUGCAGCAGCAGCAGCAGCAGCAGCAGAUACAGCUGAAGACAUGCAGCAGCAGGAAAAGAAGAGACAGCAGCAGACAACGGAGACACUGCAGCAGGGCCUUGAGGACCUUCUCGUGCUUACUGACGCUCAGCUGCUGCUGCUGCUGACGUACGAUAAAACACACCGCAGAAUGCUGCCUCUACAAAUCAUAGAUCUCAGACUGCCUUGCUUCCGGCGCAUAAAGGGGCGGCCGCUGCUGACAGUCUGCCCCAUCACGGGAGACGUCGCCAUCCACCAGUAUGAGUUUCGUGUGCAGUACCUGCAGCGCCGCAGGAGCAGCAGCAGCAGCAGCAGCAGCAGCAGCAACGGCAGCAGCAGCAGCACCAGCAAUGGCAGCAGCAGCAGGAACAGCAGCAGCGGCGGCCUGAUGGACUGCAACCGCGUGAAGCGGGUGAAGGAGCAGGGACAGCACCCGCAGUGGCAGCAGCAGCAGCAGCACGAGCAGCAGCAGCAGCAGCAGCAGCAGCAGCAGCAGCAGGAAGCAGCAGCAGCAGACAUCCCCGCGGGGCCACCGCCGUACACCCCGCAGCGCGUUGUCUUUGUGCAUGAGCUGGGGGUGCUAGAUAUGGCGUUUGUAGCUCCGAAGCAGCGGCAGAAGCAGCACAGCAGCAGCAGCAGCAGCAGCAGCAGCAGCAGCAGGAGCUGCCCCUGCCAGCAGCUGGUGUGUCUGUACACCUGCACCGCUGUAAGCAGCAUCGGCUCCUCCUCCCCCCUCACCGCCCCCGGGCGCUUCCUGCGGCUGCUGCACCUGCCGCCUGCUGCUCAGCCCUUUAUAAACACAGACCCCACCACCUGCUGCUGCGGCCCGCUCCCGGGGCCCCUGCAGCUUGCUGCUGGGGCCUCGCGCCUGCUGCCGCUCCCGCUGCCCCUGGGUGGGGUUGUUGUACUCGCCCCAGAGACUGUCUCCUGGCUAGCUCCACAUACACCCCACAGAGACGCUGUCUCCGUCAAGGGACAAGCUGCUGCAGCAACCCCUACCACCAGCAGCACCAGCAGCAGCAGCAGCAGCAGCAGCAGCAGCAGCAGCAGCAGCAGCAGCGCGGCCAAUCGCCGCCCCACUUCUGCUGCUACUGCUGCCAGGGGACUCAGCGUUGUCUGCACCCAGACAACGUUCCCGGGCUGCGACGACAUUGUCUCUGCUGCGCUGCUGUCUCCUCCUGCAGCAACAGCAGCAGCAGCAACAGCAGCAGCAGCAGCAGCAGGAGCAGCAGCAGCAGGAGAGCUAGAGUACAGUUGUGUUUUCAUAGCAAUCGACGCCAGAGGCCACGUGCUGCAGGCGGUCUUGCGUGUCUCCUCUGUUUCCCCCAGCAUCAGCAGCAGCAGCAGCAGCAGCAGCAGCAGCAGCAGCAGCAGUGUUCGUCGCUGCUGGGAUGAAGCCUUUCUAUCUGUUUCUUACAUAGGCCAUGCAUGCGAAGCAACUCAGCUGUCUCCUCUGGGGCCCCACACCUUCUUUGCUGCUUCCACCUGCAGCGACAGCCUCGUGCUGCAGAUAGCUGACCCCUACUCUGACACUCUAUCCAGCAGCAGCAGCAGCAGCAGCAGCAGCAGCAGCAGCAGCAGCAGCAGCGGCAGCGGUAGUUUGAUGUGUAGGCGGUUCUCUGACGAAUCCGGAUUUGGCGGUGCUGCUGCUGAGUGGCAGCAGCAACAGCAGCAACAGCAGCAGCAGCAGCAGCAGCUGCUGCUGCAGCAGCAGCAGCAGCAGCAGCUGCAUGCAACAGAGCAGCAGCGCGGGAGACUCCGCGUGAUUGAGGCCUUCAGCAAUUUGGGGCCCAUCGUCGAUUGCUGCAUCGCAGACUUUGAGGGGAAGGGACAGAGACAGGUGCUGCAGCGGGGACUGGUGGCUCUAGAAGCAUGCGAGGCGUCUCUGUCUCUGCGUGCUGCGGUGUCUGUACACCUCACCGUGUCUCCGUCUGGUGCUGCAUCUGUGGGGUUGCUGCCUUGUCCCCUCAGCGAGUUGUCUGCUGCUGCUCCUGCUGCUGCUGCUGCUGCUGCAGCAGCAGCAGCAGGUCCCUGCAUCAGCUGCGCAUCUGUGGCGCCCCUCGCUGGACUGCCGCUGGGACUGCUGUCCCCUGCUGCAGCAGCAACAGCAGCAACAGCAGCAACAGCAGCAGCAGCAGGAGCAGCAGGAGAUGUUCUGCUGCUAACUGGUGGUUCUGUUGCUGCUGCUGUCUCCUUGAGGGGCAGCAGCUUCUGCUGCCUCUCCGCCCGGGAGCUGGGGUAUGAGGCCUCAGCAGCGCAUGCAGCGAGGCUGGACAUAGUAGACCCUGCAUGCGCUGCAGCAGCAGAAGAACCUCUAGCUGCUGCUGCUGCUGCUGCUGCUGCUGCUCCUGCUGCUGCUGCUGCUGUCUCCGUUGCUCUUGCUGCUGUGGGGCUGUUCGACGAGGGCGCCGUCCGUCUCCUUUCGCUGCCCGCCCUGGAGCCCCUGCUGCUCCUUGAUGCAUGCAAGGGAGAGCUGGGUGUGUGGAUAGUGUCUACGUUGGUCUGCUGCAUGGGGGGCCUGCCUCUGUGUCUGGCUGGGCUGAGCAACGGGCGAGUGGUGUUGUUUCGUCUCGGCUUUGCUGCUGCUGCUGCUGCUGCUGCUGCAGCAGCAGCAGCAGCAGGAGACGCAGGCGAUGCAGCAGCAGGAGGCAGCAGCAGCGGGGAUACUGCGCUGCUGAGGGGCCUCCAGCUCAGCUCGGGGGCCCCCACCCCGCUGCAGCUGUCUCUGCUGUCUGGGCGUGUUGUCUCCGUGGGGGGGGGCCCCGUGCGUCUGUGUGCUUUGCCGCUGCUGCCGGCGUUCAGCAGCAAGCGGCGGCGACGCAGCAGCAGAGGAGACAGCAGCAGCAGCAGCAGCAGCAGCAGCAGGGGAGACAGAAGCAGCAGAGGAGACAGAUGCAGCGCAGCACGCGGGGCCGCAGCAACACCCCACACACCGCAGACAGACACCGAUCAAAGACACGCCGUUGCAUGCGUUGUCUGCUGCUGCGCCAACCCCACCAUCAUACAUGUCUCAGCAGCAGGCAGCCUGACAUACAACCACGUGCCCAGUGUCUCUCUGCAGCACGUUGCUGACUUCAGCUGCAGCGCCACAGACCCCCGUCUGGGUCUCUUGUGGGUCGAGGGCCCGUCUCCACCACCAGCAGCAGCAGCAGCAGCAGCACCAGCAGCAGCAGCAGCAGCAGCAGCAGCAGCAGAUCCCUCCUCUCUCCCCACCCCCACCGCCCCCACCACCACCGCUAUCACCACAACCACCACCGCCAACAGCAGCAGCAGCAGCAGCAGCAGCAGCAGCAGCAGCAGCAGCAGCAGUAUGUGGAGACGUGAGCUGAAGCAGCCACAAGCUAUACUGCGUGUGGGUGUAAGAGAAGAAGCGCAGCGGCUGCAUCUGCAGCUGCUGCCUGUCGGCCGCACCGUCGAUGCUAUUUGUCCCCUUGAGGCUGUCUCCGUUCUCGCGCUCGCUUGUCCUGCUGAGGUUGUUUUGCUGCUGUAG